AUGUUUGCGGCGAGUGCGUUCGUAGACACAAGUACUCUACAAGCGGCUGGGUAUCGGUUUCGAAGUGACUUGAGGAGGGAACUCUUCUACAAAGCGAAGACAAUCUACGAAAGCGAACUAGAGGCAGACUCUACCGUUCAAAUCCAAGCACUCCUCUUAAUCAGCGACUGGCACGACGGAGCGAAUGCCCCCAAGGAUCCCGCCUACUGGAUGAGUCUGGCGAUAUCCACAGCGCACCGACUCGGCCUGCAUAAACAGGCAUACGACGGGCUUGACAGGGUCCGCAGACGGCUAUUGUGGUGCAUUUACGCCCAGGAUAUCCGAGUUAGUCUCAAACUUCGCCGUCCCAGACAACUCAAGGAUGCCAGCGUCAUGACUGAUUCCCUCCAAGAAGAGGACCUAGACAUGGGGCCUAUGGAUGAUCGAGUCCGAUCCGAAUUUUCGGAGUGUGUCGAGCUGUUCAAUCCUGGGAAUUCACGAUGGCUGCAUAGAGUAUAUCUGCACAGCAUCAAUCUAUGCGUGCAGAUCGGCCAUGUACUGGAUACCUUCUACACCCCAUCGUGGACCCGAAACGCCUUCACCGAGUCCCCCGUGAUACUUGUCCCGCGAAGGCCACACUCAGUCCGAAUGGAUCUCCAAGCGGAGCAAGCCUUCGACGACCUAGCGGCCGUAUAUGCAGUCUUCUCUCGGGAAGAAAGCCUCCAACACGCAAAUAGACAGGCCGAAAUUGGGUCUCUCGGCCUCAGCCUCGCGAUGCAAAAAGCCGAGCUCAAUAUCACGUACCACUUGGCCCAGUGUAUCCUGUUACACGCACUACUAUUUCCCUCUCGCUCACUCCCAUCCUCUCCCUGGAAGGAAAGGCUCCGUCGUGCGACGGACAACCUGACCUCGAGUCUGCGAUCGCUCUGCGACUCUCGUCCUGGGGCGGGUUUCCCCAGUAUCUGCCUUCCGGCCGUUUCGCUCAUCACGGCCACCCGUGUGCUGGAUUUGUAUGACCCAGAUGAGAGCCGGGGGGUGAAAGAUCAGUCGCUGUUGAAUUACCAGUUUGCUAAGGAUGUUUCCAGGAUCCUCCGCGAGACGCACCCGGCUGCUGGCUAUGGCACAUGGCUUUCGGGAGAAACAAGGUCUACAGCUACUACACUGUAUAUUCAGCAUUCACCGCGAGAGCAGCCCAGCGAAAUAACCAUUGCUAUCAUCUAA
This is a messenger RNA of Aspergillus campestris IBT 28561, 1200 nucleotides long. Its product is annotated as fungal specific transcription factor domain-containing protein. The transcript has 3 exons. Bases 1 to 1200 code for a protein of 399 amino acids. NCBI's taxonomy places the organism in Eukaryota, Fungi, Ascomycota, Eurotiomycetes, Eurotiales, Aspergillaceae. Gene Ontology annotation, molecular function: zinc ion binding; DNA binding. The record is from RefSeq and is a predicted model, not a curated record. Gene Ontology annotation, biological process: DNA-templated transcription.